AUGAACUACGUGGGACAGCUUGCUGAGACCGUCUUUGUCACGGUGAAGGAGCUGUACCGAGGUCUGAACCCUGCCACCUUGACGGGCUGCAUUGAUGUGGUCGUGGUGAGGCAGCCCGAUAACUCGUUCCAGUGCUCCCCAUUUCACGUGCGCUUUGGGAAGCUGGGUGUGCUGCGCUCCAAGGAGAAGGUGGUUGACAUUGAAAUCAAUGGGGAGCCUGUGGACCUGCACAUGAAGCUGGGUGACAAUGGAGAGGCCUUCUUUGUCCAGGAGUCAGAGGAAAAUGAGGGCAGCAUCCCCUUCCGCCUCUGCACGUCCCCCAUCCCCAGGGAGGAGAGCCCGGAGGCUGUGGCUCAGCCCUCUCAUGGGCAGGAGGCCUCCAGCGCUGAAGCCACCCUGCGCAAGAGGAGGUGGCGCAGGAGGAAUCCCAAACAGAAGGACAUGUCGGACUCCGAGUUAGAAGGCUGCAAGGAGACCAAGAGUGAGAUGUCUGCGGAGGAGCCGUGCAAGCUGCCAGCUCCCAGCCCCACCCUGAGCCAUCCGCCUUCUCCCAAAAGUGACUCUGAGCUGGAGAUCAGACCACAGGAGAGCUUUGCUCUGGGGGCUGAAUCCCAUGUGCAGUGGACCUGGGGAAGGCUCCCUCAG
Tauraco erythrolophus (red-crested turaco) is the source of this 645-nucleotide messenger RNA. Lineage: Eukaryota; Metazoa; Chordata; Aves; Musophagiformes; Musophagidae. The record is from RefSeq and is a predicted model, not a curated record.